This is a messenger RNA of Aethalodelphis obliquidens (Pacific white-sided dolphin), 1835 nucleotides long. It is a transcript of the gene PPIC, whose product is annotated as peptidylprolyl isomerase C. Gene Ontology annotation, biological process: protein folding; protein peptidyl-prolyl isomerization. The record is from RefSeq and is a predicted model, not a curated record. NCBI's taxonomy places the organism in Eukaryota, Metazoa, Chordata, Mammalia, Artiodactyla, Delphinidae. The transcript has 5 exons. Bases 79 to 717 code for a protein of 212 amino acids. Gene Ontology annotation, molecular function: cyclosporin A binding; peptidyl-prolyl cis-trans isomerase activity. Gene Ontology annotation, cellular component: intracellular membrane-bounded organelle; cytoplasm.
AGCCGGCCGAGAGUUCCACCAGCGGUACCGGAGCCUGCGGUUGCGCCCGAGGCGCUGCCCCCGCUGCCACCCCUCACGAUGGGCCCGGGUCCCCGGCUGCUGCUACCUCUGGUGCUUUGCGUGGGGCUCAGCGCUCUCGUACCUCCUGCGGGAGCGUCAGGCGUCCGCAAGCGAGGCCCCUCGGUGACGGCCAAGGUCUUCUUUGAUGUGAGGAUUGGAGAUAAAGAUGUUGGCAGAAUUGUGAUUGGCCUCUUUGGAAAAGUUGUGCCCAAGACUGUGGAAAAUUUUAUCGCUCUGGCAACAGGAGAGAAAGGAUAUGGAUAUAGAGGAAGCAAAUUUCAUCGCGUCAUCAAAGAUUUCAUGAUUCAAGGAGGAGACUUCACCAGUGGAGAUGGCACUGGCGGUAUAAGCAUUUAUGGUGAGACAUUUCCAGAUGAGAACUUCAAACUGAAGCAUUAUGGCAUUGGGUGGGUCAGCAUGGCCAAUGCUGGGCCUGACACCAAUGGCUCUCAGUUCUUUAUCACCUUGACCAAGCCCACCUGGUUGGAUGGCAAACAUGUGGUAUUUGGAAAAGUCAUUGAUGGAAUGACAGUGGUCCACUCCAUAGAACUGCAGGCAACUGAUGGGCAUGACCGUCCACUCACCAACUGCUCCAUCAUCAACAGUGGCAAGAUAGAUGUGAAAACGCCCUUUGUGGUAGAGGUCGCUGACUGGUGAUACAAUGGGCAGAAAACAAAGAAGAACACACUCUGCCAGGGGUGUGUGUGUGUGUGUGUGUGUGUCUGUGUGUUGAUUCUUAAAAGUUACUGUUUUGCUUUGUUUUUUAACUUUAUUCUGUUUUCUACCCCAGAUCACAGGAAGGUUAUAGAAAGCAACCACUCAAAGUUUAGUUAGCAUGAAUUUUGGUAAAUCACUUGUUGAGGGACUUUGCACUUAAAAGACAUAUCCCUUUCCUCCAAUGGUGCUGUUUUUAAAUUAGAAAACUUUGUAUUGGCUAUUUUCUUUUGAAGAACACAGUCAUUUCUUUGCUGGAUUCAUUGUGACCCCCAGAUUCAGUGAUGCUGAAGAUUUGUCUGAAAAAAGAUGGGAACAAGAAGUUUAUUACUUUGUAUUCAAACAGAAAUUCUUUUCAGGUAAAGGGAGAUUUGAUUAGUAUUAUCUGAUAUAUGUCACAGGGACUUCUACCUAAUGAAAGGUGCUUUGGUAUUCUCUAUAUUAAAUACUUUUUAUGUAGAUCAAUUAUUUUUGCAAGACUUUCUUUUAACCUGAAGUGCUUUAAAACAAAAUAUACAAAAUAUAUGCAUUUUAAUGUUAAUAAUGAAAGAUUAGCAAAGGUUCUAUAAGUCAAAAUAUUAGCACAGCUGGAUCAUUUGGGAUGGGAAUGCACAGAAAGGAUGCCUGUCCAUAUCCCAAAUACUUGAGCUGAUUAUUCACUAAUUUUUACUCUGUGUAACAUGUUUAGAAAUUUCCCUUGAGUCCAGUUGCAACAAAAAGGAGUCUUUCUUCACUUACAUAGUGGGGAUGAAGAUUCGGGCUGUACUUAAACUAGAUGGGAAAGUAAAAUCUUAUUGGUGGGGCCUUGUUGUAACAUACCUGGCUGUACCAGAAUGUGCCUGAUCUCUGUUCAAAUGGGAGUGGUAGUUGUUAAAUGGCCCCAUUGCUUCUCCCCAAAAUUACAUCUCUUGAGCUGUAGUCUAAGAAAACCGCUUCAAUGAGAGAUGAGGUGAAAUGAGCAUUCUUACUGCUGAUAGGGGUGUUAAUUGCUACAGUCCUCCUGAAGAGCAUUUUGUUAUUUUUUUCCAAAAAACUUCAUUAAAGGCCUUUGAUAUGCCAGG